GGCUGCCACCCAUUGCCAUCUGGAGGUGCACAAGUGUUCAGCGUGUGCUCCUUGUUCUGGCUGCAGUAAUGCUGAGGGCUGUAGUUGAGCAGGGGUGCUGUGAGGGCAGCUGUGGUAGAGAUUGCUCCAGGAUCAGUCAGUGAAACACACGGGGCUGACAAGGGCAGGAAUUGCUGCACUGAGGAGCUGGAAUAGCUUUGUUCCUGUGAGCUGGACUGCACACAGGCACAGCCUUUGUUGAGCGUCACUGAGAGCUUCCAGCCUGUUGGAGAUCCACUGUCUGAGCUGAUUUCAGUGAUGGUCAGCCCCCCUGUCCCCGAGACAUAAAAUGGAAGUCUGUUGUAGGAGUAAUUAUGCUGAGUAAUUAUACUGAGAUUGUUCCUGCAAAGCACUUGUGUGUAGUAGCUUGUUGAUCUGUGGAUGUGUAAACAUAUGUAUGAGCAGUGCUACCUGUAUAGGUGUCAGUAUGUGGGUGUAUCUGUGUGUAAUAGAUGGGUGCACACACGGGGACGUGAUCAGGUUAGUAAUGUGCUGCGUGCACUGGAAGUAAAGGCAUUCAAGGAGCAGUGAAGAGUAGGGCCUAAUGCUGCACCUCCUUGUGUGGCAGCUGGGUUGGGCAUUGUGAACUUGGGUGCAGCAAAGCAGAGACAGUGUCUGCGUGUAGACUGAAAUGUGUGGCAUCUGCAAUGUGCUGAGAGUCGGGAUUUCUUUUCCUUUUGGACUUCCUGUGUUGGGCAGGGGAUUUCCCCUAGAAAAGGGAGAGGGUGAGGAGAGAGGGACUGCUUCUGCAGAGAGCAGCGUGGACCAGGCUUGUUUACCAGAGGGCUGACUGUGCCUGUGUUGGACGUUGGUUGCUGUGGGGGGAAGGUGAGGUGUUUGGUGUUCUCAGGCACACGAGCGUGCCCGGUGAUCAGACUGGAGCCUGUGUGCAGCAGAGGCUUUGGGAGCAGGGCUGCUUCUGAGUUGUGUGAGAGCUUCAUCCGGCUUUUGUCCACAACGGUGCUGUGGAGGUGUCUGUGUGGAGAGUGGCUCUGCAGAGAGUGUCUGUGAGAAGAAGGGUUUCCCAGGAGCGCAGAGCCUGCUCAGCAGCACUUGUGCCUGGAGCUCUUGCUGGUGUUUUGUGAUCGUAUCUGACUGGCCCUGGGGAAGCCCUGAGCAUGCACAGGCAGGUGCGCUGAGGGGGGUGGCAGGGCUUUAGGGCUUCUGGCACCCACUUUGAGAACACCUUCUGCACCACCGAGGGCAGGAGCUCUUGCUGUCAGGUUCGUUCUCCUGAAGCAUUUCACCAGCAUUCUGCCAGCCUGUGACACUGGGAAAGGUGCAGUUGGAGAUGAACCUGUGGAGCUGUCAUGCCUUUACCAGUGUUGCAGUGGUGGGCACAUGUUUCUGUGGACAAGGCAGUCUCCUGGUGGUGAGAUGGGGUGGUGUUGGCACUUGCUCUAUGGCAGUCCUGCUGCAUGCAGUCCCUGGCUUGCAUGGAGUAGAUUUCACUUCUGUUGGGUUUCUCUCUGAAGAGGAAGGUCUGUGGAGUCAAGGCAUCAUACGCCUGUGGGGGAUAUAGGUGAAGAUGCAGGAGCCUGAACUUAUUGCAAAAACACUGCGAGCUGUUCUUCAUCCCUUCAAAAAUGGCAUACCUCUGUCAGAGCUUCAGGGGGAAUACAAAUCCCUGACUGGCGAGUGGAUUCCCUUCAAGCACCUAGGAUAUGGCACACUGGAAGGCUACUUGCGGAGCAUCCCAGGAGUGGUCAGAAUGGAAGGGAAAAAGAUGGGAGAGGUCAUUUGCCAUGCUGUUACUUGCAGCGAGACUGCGACAAUUGCUCAACUAGUGGCCCGACAGAGGAGUUCUAAAAGGAAAACGGGACGGCAAGUGAACUGCCAGAUGAGACUAAAGAACACAUCUCCUAUUGUGUUAGCAGGAAAGCCCAAAGGAACCCUGCGACAGCCCAGGUCCUUGAACAUGCCAGAAGAAGGCAACAGGAGGCCUGUUCCUCGCCCACCACGAGGCAGAGGAGUGGCGUGUGGAGUGGUAAAACCCACUAUGGAGAGUGCCCAGUCUAUCUUGCCUCCAGCCACUGGGAGUGGAACAUCUAAAGACAUUCCCAUGCAGAGGCAUGUCACUGUUGUCAACAGGCCUGAGAAGAGAUUAACUACCCCACCACGGUUUCAAAAGGAGUUGCAAGUUCACCUGUCCCGAAGCUCUUCCACAGAUUCAAAUGAUAACUUGAAUGCAUCUGUUGCAGAGACAUAUACUUUUGCCUCUGGCUCUUCUGCUAGUCAUGUCAGUGAAGUUCAAAGUCGCAUAAAAGAGAUUCUGAACAAGUGCAGUAGUGGUGUCUGGGUGUCAAAGAUACCUCAGAUCUACCAGGAAAUGUACUGGGAGGAGCUUAGCACAGCAGUGCUCCGUCAGCUUGAGAACUGGCCUGAUGUGUGCACAGUGGAGAAGAUAUGCAGAGGUGAUCAGAUGGAUGGGCUCCUUUAUCCUGCUAAGAAAAUACCACCAGUUGCAAAAAAUGAUACAGGGCAGGAAAAGACAUCUCACAAUGUUACCUCUUCAAAAACAGGCCCUUUGUUAAAACCAAAUACAGAAACUAUAUCACAUGAUAGUGACUUCAAGCAGAAAGUUUUUGACAUCUUGAUAAAGUAUUCCAGUGGCCUUUGGGCUAAUGCACUUCCCAAAUUGUACCAAGACACUUACCAAGUAAAAUUUCCAGAAGACAUUCUGAGUAAUCUAGAAUUGCUCUCAGAUGUCUGUAUUGUGGACUAUGUGUCUGAAGUCCCCAGGAAGGCUAUCCUCUAUGCUAAACCCCAAAGAUGCAUUGAUGAAAAUCUGAAUGUCACCGGGAAAAUCCAGAAGCAUGAUGGUGUGAAGGCCGCAGCUGAAAAACAGUGUGAAGAGUCCAAGGACCAGCAUACAGAGAACAUAACAAUUCCUCCUCUAAUCAUUCCAACAGAAGGAUCUGUGUCCGUCAUGGUGUUAGAAUUGAAAAACACCAAUGAGGUCCUAAUUAGGUAUGUGGGCAAAGAUUAUUCUUCGGCCCAGGAACAAAUGGAAGAUGACAUGAAAGCAUACUAUAGUCAGAACAGUACAGUGUCACUAGCUCAAUCUCUGAGCGUUGGGCUACUUGUUGCAGUACAUGCUGAAGAAGAUGCCUGGUUGCGUGCUCGGAUAAUUUCUCUAGAAGACAAGAGAAUAAAGGUAUACUAUGUUGAUCAUGGCUUCAGUGAGUUUGUUGAAAGCAACAGUGUGUACAAACUACAGAAGCAGUUCAAUUCACUUCCAUUUCAAGCUGCAAAAUGUAAACUGGCAGGACUGGAAGUCUUCUGUGAUGAUCCUGUCCUAGUGAAAAUUGUGGAAUCACAGACAUGCUCCAAGAUAUUUGCUGUGGAAAUACUGGAAAAGAGUGAUAUUCCUCUUCUUGUUCUCUAUGACACUUCUGGAGAGGACGACAUCAACAUCAAUGCUACUUGUCUGAAGGCACUGUAUGACAAGUCCCUUGAACUGCACCUACAGGUAGAUGCACUAUAUACAAAUGUCAGAGUAACCAGUGUUUGCUCUGAUGGAAGCCUGUAUUGCCAAGUGCCAUCUAAGGGCUUGUCCAGACUUUCUGAAAUCUUGCAGAAACUAGAAGACUACUUCCAUUACAAGCAGACAUCUGAGUUUAAUGUAUUGCUACCGUUCUGUGGAAAAAUCUGCUUAUUUCCUUCCAAAGGAAAAUGGGCACGUGUAGAGAUAAGAAUUGUUCACACUAGACGUGCACUUGAUGUGCAGUUCAUGGAUGCUGGAACCAUUGCAACUGUAAAACUAUCAGAGCUUAGAGAAAUCCCACCACAAUUCCUGAGAGAAGUAAUUGCAAUACCUCCUCAGGCUAUAAAAUGCUGCUUAGCAGAUCUGCCUCCUAACACUGGCAUGUGGACUCCAGAUGCUGUACUGUGGCUGAGAGACACUGUAAUGAAUUGUCCUGAAUUCAACAUGAAGGUGGUUAAACAAGAUAUUUCAAAAGGAAUUGCACACGUUUACUUGUUUGCUCCAGAGAACUUCCUAGACAUGGAUCAUAGCAUCAAUCAACAGAUCAAAAAUGCAGACUUGUGGAAGCAUCAGAAAGAUGUUUUCUUAAGUGUUACACCCAGUGGGGCUAGCUCCCCAAAAGUGACAAGCAAUGCUGUUUCCACUCUACAGUUAAGUAGUGGAAGACUAGAUAAGAGUUUCUCUGAUUCAGGCAGAGAACCCAGCAGUGCAGUGUCUACCAUAGCUAUGCCUCCACCUCUACCCUUGUCAAAGACUGGUGAGCUCAUGGAUGUCUACGUCUCAUUGGCCUGCCAUCCAGGUCACUUUAUUGUCCAGCCCUGGAAAGAGAUACAUAAUCUGGAAACCUUAAUGGAAGAAAUGAUCUUGUACUACAGCAGGGCAGAAGAGAAACCUGUGAAUGUUGAAAAAAACAAGCUGUAUGCAGCUAAAAUUGAAAAUCAGUGGUAUAGGGUCAUUAUAAAAGGAAUUCUUAGAAACGGGUUUUUGUCAGUGUAUGAGCUGGACUAUGGUAAACAUGAGUUUGUCAGCACAGAGAAAGUACAGCCACUCAUGGAUACGUUUAGAAAACUACCUUUCCAAGCUAUAACAGCUCAGCUUGCAGGAGUGAAAAGCCAGCAGUGGUCAGAAGAGGCAUCAAUAGUGUUUCGGAAUCUUGUAGAGAAGAAACCUUUGGUGGCACAGAUACAGACAAUUUAUGAAAGCCCUAACUCUUGGGAUCGAAAAAUAGUGACUUUUCUCGUGGACACAUCUCUUCCAGAUACAGAUAUAUGGAUUCAUGAUUUUGUCUCUCAAAGUCUUGAGGAAUUUUCAAAGAAUGAUUAAUCACUAUUUCUGAAAUGUAGCAGCUCAGAUUCUUUAGUAAUAAAAUAAAUAACAGGCUUUGAAGAGAAAUAUAACUACUACCUGGCCUUGAAGGUGUGAAGGGGAUAAAACUGAAAAAUCUGUGUUCUGUGAGAAGAGUUUGUUUAACAAGUUUUAGCUCUGUUGACUUCAAAUUACUUUCUAAAGAUUUGCACUUUCUUUACCAUUAUAAUGCUAGAA
Colius striatus (speckled mousebird) is the source of this 5068-nucleotide messenger RNA. It is a transcript of the gene TDRD7, whose product is annotated as tudor domain containing 7. The coding region runs from base 1568 to 4849 and encodes 1093 amino acids. Lineage: Eukaryota; Metazoa; Chordata; Aves; Coliiformes; Coliidae. The transcript has 17 exons. The record is from RefSeq and is a predicted model, not a curated record. Gene Ontology annotation, biological process: lens morphogenesis in camera-type eye; spermatogenesis; lens fiber cell differentiation.